This is a messenger RNA of Chilo suppressalis (striped riceborer), 2181 nucleotides long. The record is from the annotation of a GenBank genome assembly. NCBI's taxonomy places the organism in Eukaryota, Metazoa, Arthropoda, Insecta, Lepidoptera, Crambidae.
AUGAGUUUUACCUUUGGUAGCGCAACUACAACAUCAGGCAGUACAUUCGGUACUACUACUCCUUCUACAGGGUUUGCCUUUGGGAGCGGUGAUGCAUCAAAACCAUUGUUUGGUUCAACUGUACCAGAGACCAAACCUGCUUUCAAUUUCACUAGUCCUACAACUAACGCUCCAGCUUUUGGAAGCUUUGCAUUUGGAGCUAAAACAACUACAACUGCAUCAAAUAACAUGUUUGCAAAUCCAGCGACAACAGCCACCUCAGCUUUCGGUGCGAGCAAACCUUUGAGUUUCGGUUUUACCUCUCCACCAAACCAGACUGUUGGAAGUCCAGCUUUCGGACAAGCUGCACAACAAAAUGCCCCACAAAAUUUGUCGUUUGGUGGCGCCCAACCUCAAGCAGUCCCUGCUUUUGGGACGCCUGCUACACAGGCUCAAACAGCAUUCGGAUCUCCGGUCAGUGGUGGGUUUGCAUUCGGAAAGCCUGCUACGACUGCUGCCGGGUUCGGAUUCUCAACACCUGCUUCUGGAUUCUCAGCACCACAGACGGCUACUGCAACUCCCCCUUCGGCCCCACAAACGACUCAGGCCAGUUUCCUUACCGCCACAACUACGGCUAGUGGGGGUGGUUUCGGUGCUUCGGCUUCGUUCGGACAGAACGCGUUCGGCGCGAAACCUUCGGCCUUCAGCUUCGGCGGUGCCGCUUCGACGCCGAGUUUUGGCGCUACGAACACCACUAGCGCUGCGCCAGCGCCAACAUUCGGAACAGCAACACCAACACCGGCAUCGACAAACUUCACUCUCAAUCAACAACCGGCAUCUUCCCUCGCUUUCGCACCAGCGACCACCCAAUCACAACCCGGCCUCAGUUUCGGGGGAACAUCAACACCUAGCUUCGGAACGCAACAAACUACUACUCAACCGUUAGGCACUUCUACAGCUGCACCAACUUUCGGAUCGCAAUUCCAAGCUCAAGCUACGCCUAGUUUCGGAAACAGCAAUGCUGGCAACGCUCAAAGUACGCCCAGUUUCGGAAACAGUAACCCGCCAGCUCAGCAGAGUUUCGGAAAUGCUCAACAACCGACUCUUUCUUUAGGAAAUACGGCGGUUUCUACCCUACAAACGGGGUUGAGUCAAUCUACUACAAAUCUUGGAAUUACUUCUACGCCUCAAGUUUCAACAGGAUUAAGCUUCGGUACUACUCCAUCUACGGGACCAAGUUUCGCUACGACCACAACCAGUGCUACGGCCCCUACAUCUACUACGGCUGGCCUUAAUUUCGGAACUACACCUGUAACUACAUCUUCUACUACAAGUGGCCUCAGUUUUGGAAAUACUUCUACUAGUUCAUUGAACUUUAGUGCCAAUAAUAAACCUACAACGGCUACUUCUGGACUUAGUUUUGGAACUUUAACUACUUCAGCCGGACUAAGUUUUGGAACUAAAUCUAUUACGACCACGGCCACUUCUAGCGCAGCUACAGCCAAUGCGACGAGUGCUCCGUCCGGUAUAACGGCUUUAGGGAAAACUACGGCUUUGACGACUUUGCCGUCUUUAACGGCUGCCACUACCACCACGGCAGCCGCUCCACCCGUGGCCGUAUCUUCCAUCACCUUCGCACAAUUGGAAGAGAAUAUAAACAAGUGGACCCUAGAAUUGGAAGAACAAGAGAAGACUUUCAUCAACCAAGCGACCCAGAUCAACGCUUGGGAUAGACUGCUUAUUGCAAAUGGAGAGAAGAUAGUCGAGUUAAAUGAUGCAGUCCAAACAGUGAAGAACGAACAACAAAGCUUGGAGCACGAGCUAGACUUUGUAUUGGCACAACAGAAGGAGUUGGAAGAUUUACUAGCACCGCUCGAGAAACAAUUGCACGAUGCGCCGGACCGAUUAAGAGAUCCGGAGAGGGAGCAUAUGUAUACACUGGCAGAGAACCUGGAUUCUCAACUAAGACAAAUGUCCGAAGACUUGAAAGAAGUCAUUGAACAUCUAAACGAAACAAACCGGAGUCAAGACAGCAAUGAUCCUAUUGUUCAAAUCGGUCGCAUAUUGAACGCUCACAUGUCAUCGAUGCAGUGGAUAGACAACUCCAUAGCACAGAUUUCAACAAAACUAGACCAAUUGAAAGCGACACAUGAUACUUUGAGAAGGGACAAUGAAAGAUCUUUCCAAUUAACUUACAAUUGA